GAGAGAGAGAGAGAGUUGAUUAUCUGUCUUUCGCUCUUCUUCACAUCACUGUGUGCGUCUCUCUCUCUCUUCUAGACUAUCCUUUCGAAAACUCCCCGAAGCUUCACUCGCCUCUUGUGUGAAACAGUUCUGAAUCGGAAUCUGGAGAUUUGGAAUAAUUGUUUAAUCAAUGGUGAAUCGGUUUACUACGAUUGCUUCGCCUCAUUAGCGAUGCCUUCUUCCAUGUCCGUGUCUGUGGAAUGUGUGAACAUAUGUAAUCUAACCAAAGGAGAUGGCAAUCUAAGAAGUGAUUGCAGUGCUCUCUCCUGCGCUUGGAAAGCUCCUAGGGCCUUAACUGGCUUUCUCGCUACCACUCCUCUCUUUCUAUGUGCCAGAAAGACUAGAAUACAAUCUAGUUAUGCAUAUGAAGUAGGGUUUUCUGAGUUUGUAAAUGUGGGGAAAGUCUUGAGGUCCACAUCAUCUUGUGGUGGUGGUCAUAAAAGAUGUGAACUAUAUUGCUUUUCAUCUGAAUCUUCUGGUACUUCUGAGGAUGUUACUGUCCAAACAUUAUGGGAGGACCUUUUCCCAUCGAUAUCUUACUUAUCCUCUAAAGAAUUAGAGUUUGUUGGAAAGGGCCUCAAAUUAGCGUUUGAGGCACAUCAUGGUCAAAAGAGACGUAGUGGGGAGCCCUUCAUUAUACAUCCAGUUGCAGUUGCUCGUAUCCUUGGGGAACUUGAAUUGGAUUGGGAGUCUAUUGUUGCUGGAUUACUUCAUGACACGGUCGAGGAUACAAAUUUUGUUACUUUUGAAAAGAUAGAACAAGAGUUUGGUGCAACUGUACGUCACAUUGUAGAAGGGGAGACUAAGGUGUCAAAACUGGGAAAAUUGAAGUGUAAAACCGAAAGUGAAUCAAUUCAAGAUGUUAAAGCAGAUGAUUUGCGGCAGAUGUUUCUGGCAAUGACAGACGAGGUCCGCGUCAUUAUCGUAAAGCUAGCUGACCGGUUGCAUAAUAUGCGAACUCUCUGCCACAUGCCUCCUCAUAAGCAGUCCAGCAUUGCAGCUGAGACUUUGCAGGUCUUUGCUCCUUUAGCUAAAUUGCUUGGAAUGUAUUCAAUAAAGUCUGAACUGGAAAAUUUAUCUUUCAUGUACGUAAGUGCUGAGGAUUAUGAGAGAGUCACAAGCAGGAUCGCGAACCUCUACAAAGAGCAUGAGAAGGAACUCACUGAGGCAAAUAGAAUUUUGGUGAAGAAGAUUGAAGAUGAUGAGUUUUUGGACCUUGUUACUGUGGAUACUGAUGUUCGAUCUGUUUGCAAGGAAACUUACAGCAUAUACAAAGCUGCGCUCAAAUCAAAAGGAUCAAUUAAUGAUUACAACCAGAUUGCUCAGUUAAGGAUUGUUGUAAAGCCAAAACUUUCUGUGGGGGUCGGGCCUUUAUGCAGUCCACAACAGGUGAAACGCAAACGAAAAGGAAGCGGGUAUCUUUUGUUCAGAUACGUUCUGGUGUGUCACUUAACUUCCUCAUCUCUGUUAUCAAUGCAGAUAUGCUAUCAUGUUCUUGGGCUAGUUCAUGAGAUCUGGAAACCCAUUCCCCGAACUGUAAAAGAUUACAUUGCGACACCGAAGCCUAAUGGCUACCAGAGCCUCCAUACUACUGUGAUUCCGUUCUUGUAUGAGAGUAUGUUCCGGCUGGAGGUUCAGAUCAGAACCGAGGAGAUGGACUUGAUAGCAGAAAGGGGGAUUGCUGUUUACUAUAAUGGCAGGGCUCUUUCUGCUGGAAGUCCAGUUCCUGUAGGUAGACAUUCAAGGGGGAAGACAGGUUGCCUCAACAAUGCAGAUUUUGCACUCAGGAUCGGGUGGCUAAAUGCAAUUAGGGAAUGGCAAGAAGAGUUUGUGGGUAACAUGAGCUCUAGAGAAUUUGUGGAUACCAUUACGAGGGAUCUUUUAGGUAGUCGUGUCUUUGUGUUCACACCUAAAGGAGGGAUAAAGAACCUUCCUAAAGGGGCCACCGUUGUUGACUACGCUUAUCUAAUUCACACGGAAAUCGGAAACAAAAUGGUAGCAGCAAAGGUGAAUGGUAAUUUGGUUUCUCCAACGCACGUUCUUGAGAAUGCCGAGGUCGUGGAGAUACUCACCUACAAUGCCCUCUCAAGUAAAUCUGCUUUCCAGAGACAUAAACAGUGGUUGCAACAUGCUAAAACAAGGAGUGCAAGACACAAGAUUAUGAGGUUCCUAAGGGAGCAAGCUGCGCAGUGUGCUGCAGAAAUAACCCAGGAUCGAGUGAAUGACUUUGUGGCGGACUCUGACAGUGACUUGGAAGAUCUCACAGAAGAUUCAAGAAAGAGCCUACAGUGGUGGGAGAAAAUUCUCGUUAAUGUUAAGCAGUUUCAGUCACAAGACGAAAGCAGAAACGCAACACCCGUUUCUCAAGAUGGGAGCGUUUGGGUCCCAAAGGUGAAUGGGAAACACAACAAAGCCAUCAAAAACUCGAGUUUGGAGAAUUCAGAGUUUUUCUUACCGGGAGAUGGAACUGCCAAGAUUUUUCCUGCUAACAUCCCUCCUUAUAAAGAAGUGUUGCCCGGUUUAGAGAGUUGGCGAGCCAGUAAAAUCGACUCAUGGCAUAAUCUGGAAGGUCACUCUAUCGACUGGUUAUGUGUUGUAUCCAUGGAUCGUAAAGGCAUAAUCGCAGAGGUUACAACAGUCCUGGCAGCUGAAGGAAUCGCAGUAUGUUCUUGUGUGGCUGAGAUUGACAGAGGAAGAGGAUUAGCAGUAAUGUUGUUUCAAAUAGAAGCAAAUAUUGAAAGUUUGGUUAGCGUUUGCACAAAGGUGGACCUAAUCUUGGGUGUAUUGGGAUGGUCCAGUGGUUGCAGCUGGCCAAAAUCAACAGAUAAUACUCAAGUUCUUGAAUGUUAAAGCUAAAGGACAUGUUCUUGGCCAUGAAGUUUUGUCAUGUUCUCUGGAAAAGGUCAUUGUAUAUAAAGACCAGAGAGUGGGAUGAACAUUCAAUGUAAUAUGUACAUACACUCAGGUAAAACCUUAUACUUGCACAUAAGAGUAAAAUUGAAUGUACUUCAUUCACAACACGGUUUAUAUAGAUAU
Molecule: messenger RNA, 3075 nt
Organism: Eruca vesicaria subsp. sativa (arugula)
Lineage: Eukaryota; Viridiplantae; Streptophyta; Magnoliopsida; Brassicales; Brassicaceae
Source: the annotation of a GenBank genome assembly